Messenger RNA from Hyposmocoma kahamanoa, 1190 nucleotides. RefSeq names its product programmed cell death protein 2 (gene Zfrp8). The coding region runs from base 123 to 1190 and encodes 355 amino acids. Gene Ontology annotation, cellular component: nucleus; cytoplasm. The transcript is spliced from 6 exons. The record is from RefSeq and is a predicted model, not a curated record. Lineage: Eukaryota; Metazoa; Arthropoda; Insecta; Lepidoptera; Cosmopterigidae.
UGUUGGGGACUGCUGCAGUGCUAGAAAGAAAAUUAUUUUUGUAAUAUUGACAGCAGGACCAUUGUAUUAUUUAUUACAGUAACUUUAUUUCAUAUAUUAUAAGGUAUCAAUCAAAAUAAAUAAUGGCAAAGAACAAAGUUGAUAUCGGUUUCUUAGAGGAGAAAAGUAACUGGCUUUUGCAUCCUAAGUAUUUCCCAAGCAAAGUGGGAGGGAAACCAGCUUGGCUAGAUCUUAAAAAUUUACCCAAUCCUACAGAAUUGAGUUGUAAGAUAUGCAAUGAUCCUUUUGUGUUUCUAUGUCAAAUAUACGCUCCAUUUGAAGAAUCUAGUGAUCACUUCCAUCGCACAUUAUUUAUAUUCAUUUGCCGUAAUGGGUCGUGCUGUCGCAAAAAUUCAGUUGAAAAUUUUGUAGUGCUACGCUGCCAGUUGCCUAGAAAAAAUGACUAUUACUCUUACGAGCCUUACGAAGAAGUUCAAUGUAAUGAUUUUCCAAUGGAGAAAUGGCCUAAGGUCUGCAAUUUGUGUGGGAUGAAGGGACCUUCUCACUGUUCAAAAUGCAAAAAGACAUUUUAUUGCAGUCGUAAACAUCAAAUACUGGACUGGCAAAAAGGUCAUAAGGAAUUGUGCCCUCAGUUGCAGAUUGAAGAAAUUGUUAAAUAUAAUGAGUUUACUGUAACUGAAGCAGGGAAGACUAUUUUAUUUAAGGAAUGGGAACUCAUUGUGGAUGACGAGGAUGAGGAAGAGGCUACUGAUGUAGAUGAAAACAAAGAAAUGGAGAAACUAAGAAAAAUGAUACAAGAAAAGAGAGCAGGAACACUCGGCAAUGUUAGUGAAAAUGAACUUGAACAAUACACAAGGACUCUGCCUGAGGACAAAGUGUUUAACAAAUUUAGCAAGAGGAUUGCAAGGCACCCUGAUCAAGUGCUUCGAUAUGAUAGGGGAGGCACUCCUCUUUGGAUUACAGGACACACUGAAGGCACUGCUGUUGUUGUGCCAAAUUGCCAGUACUGUAAAGAAGAGAGGCAGUUUGAAUUUCAAGUAAUGCCUCAGCUAUUGAACUUCAUCAAUGUUGGUAUAGAUUUCAACAGCAUUGACUGGGGGGUGCUAGCUGUGUACACAUGCAAAGCAAGUUGCACACAAGGCCCAGCAUAUAAAGAAGAGUUUAUGAUAAAACAAGAUUUAACUAUCUAA